AUGUGAUUGGUUAAAUAAUGGCUUAUUUUUCUAAGGAUUCAAGUGGACUAGGCAGAGUAAUGUGGCUAGGACAGGGUCGUCUCGUGUCGGUCUGCAAGUCAGUUUAUCUAUCCUUGUGAAUCAUGUCUGGUCGUGGUAAAGGUGGUAAGGGUUUGGGCAAAGGAGGAGCCAAGAGACAUCGCAAGGUGUUGCGUGACAACAUCCAGGGUAUCACAAAGCCUGCAAUCCGUCGUCUGGCUCGUCGUGGUGGUGUGAAACGCAUUUCAGGAUUGAUCUACGAGGAGACUCGUGGUGUUCUGAAAGUGUUUCUGGAGAACGUGAUCCGUGAUGCAGUCACCUACACAGAGCACGCCAAGAGGAAGACAGUGACAGCUAUGGACGUGGUGUACGCUUUGAAACGCCAAGGUCGUACUUUGUACGGUUUCGGUGGUUAAUUCACUAGCAUGUGAACAAUUGGCGACCUGCAACUGGUCCACACGAGAACGUAUCACGGUCCUAUUUAGGACCACCACAUUGUGAUUUGUCUUUGUGUUUUAACUGUAUGGAUAGCCUAUUUGUUUUGGGUUUUGAACGAUGAGUGUUGUGCUACU
Molecule: messenger RNA, 590 nt
Organism: Schistosoma intercalatum
Lineage: Eukaryota; Metazoa; Platyhelminthes; Trematoda; Strigeidida; Schistosomatidae
Source: the annotation of a GenBank genome assembly